Molecule: messenger RNA, 3003 nt
Organism: Lytechinus variegatus (green sea urchin)
Lineage: Eukaryota; Metazoa; Echinodermata; Echinoidea; Temnopleuroida; Toxopneustidae
Product: sodium-dependent multivitamin transporter-like
Exons: 14
Coding region: 389-2152 (587 amino acids)
Biological process (GO): sodium ion transport; transmembrane transport
Cellular component (GO): membrane
Molecular function (GO): symporter activity
Source: RefSeq, a predicted model, not a curated record
GACCCUGUGAAACUGAAGCAUAGCGCAAUAAAACCUUCCACUUUAUUUUCAAGUGGAACUUACUCGCUCAGUGGUUGCCGAGUGGUUGAAAUUCAAUGUGCUUUCUCUCUAAGAAAUUAGUAAUUGAUUUACCUUUCUGAAGACAGGGUAAUCGAAUAAAUUCGUGACUAUAUAAAUAGGAGUAUAUAUCCAUGGUUCUACCAUGUCAACAGUGACUCUCCUUUCUUCAAAGUAACAUCGCGACUGCACCCCAACUGCACUGCACCCCACAGGACUCUUAUAAUCGAAGUUUAAUCUAACCCAGUUAAUAACGAACUCCAUUGGAAAAAAAAUAUAAUAAGAAGUUCCCCAAACGCAACAUUGAUACUUUUGCAUUUAACCCGUCAUCAUGGAAAUGGAUUCGAACACGACAAUGAACUCGACAUUGUCCGGGGAUACAGAGCCAUUUACGGCCAUCGACUACGUGGUUUUCAUUAGUAUGUUGGUAGCUUCGAUCAUCACAGGACUCUAUCACGCUUUUGCUGGGGGAGGACAGAAAACGACUUCAAGUUACCUACUCGCUGAUCGUAGUAUGAAUGGUUUCCCCAUCGCGUUGUCGACUGCUGUUUCAUUUCUGUCCGCCAUCACUCUCCUCGGCAUACCGUCUGAGAUCUACACCUAUGGUGUCCAGUAUUGGUGGACCAGUUUCGCCUUUAUCAUCAAGAUGUCUAUCACUGCGGUGAUAUUCAUACCUGUUUACUACGGGCUUGGUUUAAUCAGUGCAUAUGAAUAUCUUCAUCUCCGAUUUGGUGUGAUUGUACGGAUUGCUGGGACCGUUUUGUUCAUUCUACAGACGGAGUUCUACAUGGCUAUAGUGAUAUACGCCCCUGCAUUGGCAAUCCAAGCAGUAACUGACCUACCAAUUUAUGCAACUAUCCUUCUGAGCGGAGCAGUAUGCGUCAUUUAUACAGCAUUGGGAGGAAUCAAGGGUGUUAUUUGGGCUGACGUCUUCCAAUUCGCCGUCCUCUUCGUUUCCUUCGUCAUCGUAGUCGUACUCGGUUCUAUCCGCACUGGAGGUUUUGACUACGUUUGGGAGUACAAUAAACAAAAUGGUCACCUAAAUUUCUGGUGGUUUUCCUUAGAUCCUACCGUACGUAUAACAUUCUGGGGAUCAACAAUCGGAGCAGGAUUUGGUGGACUCACCCAGUACGCCGUCAGCCAAAUAGCAAUCCAACGCUUCCUCACUGCCAAGUCUAUCAAACACGCACGCAGGUCAUUGUGGUAUGGUAUACCAUGUUCAUGGUUCAUGGUAACGUUGGUGUCAAUCAGUGGUCUUGUCAUGUAUGCUUACUACAACAAUGACGAAACUGGGAGAGGUGAACCAAAUUAUACAAAAUCUGAUCAGAUCUUGAUAUUCUUUGUGAGUCAAGAGUUUGGAAAGAUUCCAGGAAUCCAAGGCCUCUUUAUCGCCGCGCUGUAUGCAGGAACGAUCAGCACAGUGACUUCUGGUUUGAAUUCACUCGCUGCUGUGACUCUUGUUGACAUCGUCAAACCGUGGAGGAGGUGGAGGUCGAGUCGUGUAGGGGAGGUCGUUGAGUAUGAAGAGACGGCUGAGCAAGACCAUCUCGAUACAAGACUCUCAAAAAUAUACACGGUUAUUUAUGGUGGUAUCACGAUUGGGCUUUCUUUCGUCGCCACGAAGUUGGGAACAUUGAUUCAGAUGACAAACUCCAUACUAGGACCUAUAGGUGGACCCAUUGUCGGCGUCUUCUCACUUGGUAUGCUCUACAAGAGAGCAAAUUCUGGAGGAGCAAUUGCAGGUCUUAUCGUUGGAUCUGUCGUUGGAAUAGGAUUGUCUGUUGGAUCGGCCAUUGACUCUGAUUUAUGGAUCUUGAAGAUAUCGUUUAUGUGGUAUAGCAUGAUAUCGUGUAUAACAACGAUAAUCAUUGGGAUCCUGACCAGUGAGAUAAUACGUCUGUUCAGUGAAAAAGAGAGAAAUCGUCAGAUUGACCCACUCUUGUUGGCUCCUUUCCUUCGUCCGAAGUCCCUGAACACACUUCCUAGCGGUGGCUCGUUUGAGUUGGAUGUGAAAGAUGAGAAGAAUGAAUCGGAAGAAAAUACCAACAUUUCAGAAGAUGUAAAAAGGGGAAAGAGUGAUUAUAAAAAUGACUAGUGGAAAACAUCGUCAGUACCACUGUAAAUGUUUUUCAGACUUAAGAAGAGAAUAGUUUGGAGCUACAGAGGGGUGAAAUUCAGAGGAUAUCUGUUUACAGAUACUUGGGGAGGGGUAACUCAUGUAUGGGGAAUGAGGGCAAGGUGCAGGUCGUUGAUUUUCACCGAAAUUAGUCCAUGACAAUUUGAAAUUAUCGAGAGUUAAGGGUAAAAAAAUCAGGCGAAUAUUCCCCUAAACAUUCUUUUUACCACUUUUUAAAUGUACGUGAUUGCAUUUUGGCGUCAUACAAAAUAAUCAAACUGAUACCACUAAAAUGCAACGUACACAAACACAAACAACACACCAAUAUGUUCUCCAUUACAUAAAUUUGAAUCACGAAAGCAAUUUAAGUGAUGGAGACAAAGUAAGUUCUGUAAGUAAUAGGCCUAUAUCCUAUAUCACUUUUGUUACAUUGUGAUUAAAAAAGAACAAAAACAUUUAAUAAAGGUCUACUGUGUGCGUAGGCAUACAUUUGUAAUGGGCAAUGAAGAUGAUGCUUUCCUCUUGUGUAUUAAUAAGGUAAAUUGUGACAUUUUCUUAUCAUAUUGAUUGUUAAUAUGUGAAUUAUAAAGUUGUUUUGUAAAAUGUGGUUUAUCAUGUAAACAUUUAUGUACCUUGCACACCGUUUGCAUUAUCAAUUAUAGAGAGUGGUUAUUGAACAGUGAGACAUGUCGAAAAAUAUCUGAAAGCUGAUCUAUUUUUGCCUUCUGGAACCGAGCUGUCCCUGGACAAAAUAUAUGAACAAUCCAACAAAAAGACCAAAAUCUUCAAAUUCAUAAUUAUUAAAGUACCUGUUAUUCGUAUAUCAUUAU